UGACCAAAAAGACCGAAGUGAGAGAGAGAGAGUUGUGAAGUUGGUGAAGAACUCUGAACAACCAACUUCCCAAACCUCAAUAAUAAAAGAGACCCUUUUUAUGCUUUUCAGCUUCUUCUGAAACCAUUGAAAAAAUCAAUUAAGGUUUUGCAACAAUAACAACAACAAGAAUAGUUCAAGUACUGCUAGAGGAUGGGAACGAACGAAUGGCACAUCGAAAGAAGAUCUAGCUUUGAAACUGAAUCUCCCUUGGCAAGAGAGUCUCUAAAUGUAUCUGAAACUGGCUCACUCUCCAUUGUUGUGCUUGGUGCUUCUGGUGAUCUGGCUAAGAAGAAAACGUUCCCGGCACUUUUCCACCUGUAUCGGCAGGGAUUCCUACCACCAAAAGAAGUUCAUAUUUUUGGUUAUGCAAGGACAAAAAUCUCUGAUGAUGAACUGAGAGAUCGAUUGCGAGGCUAUCUUGUUCCUGCCAAAGAUGCUUCCGCAAAACAGUUGGAUGAUGUAUCGGAUUUUUUGAAUCUGAUCAAAUACGUAAGUGGCUCUUACGAUUCCGAGGAAGGUUUUCGCUUGUUGGACAAAGAGAUUUCAGAGCACGAAUAUUCGAAAAACAGCGCAGAGGGUUUGUCUAGGCGGCUUUUCUAUCUUGCACUUCCUCCUUCAGUAUAUCCAUCUGUUUGCAAGAUGAUCAAGACUUGUUGCAUGAAUAAAUCCAAUCUUGGUGGGUGGACACGUGUUGUUGUUGAGAAACCUUUUGGAAAGGACCUAGAAUCUGCAGAAGAACUAAGUACUCAGAUUGGAGAGUUGUUUGAGGAACCACAAAUCUACCGUAUUGAUCACUACUUGGGAAAAGAACUAGUGCAGAAUAUGUUGGUACUUCGUUUCGCAAAUCGAUUGUUUUUGCCUCUUUGGAAUCGUGACAACAUCGACAAUGUCCAGAUAGUUUUCAGAGAGGAUUUUGGAACCGAAGGUCGUGGUGGAUAUUUUGACCAAUAUGGAAUUAUUCGAGACAUUAUUCAAAACCAUCUGCUUCAGGUGAUCUGCAUGCAAUCAAAGUCUAAAGUAUUUUCUGUUGGCCACAAAAUGCAGGUUCUUGAAUCAGUAGUACCUAUUAGCGACGAUGAGGUUGUUCUUGGACAAUAUGAAGGCUAUAGAGAUGACCCAACCGUACCUGAUGAGUCGAACACUCCAACUUUUGCAACUGUUAUUCUGCGCAUACACAAUGAAAGAUGGGAAGGUGUUCCUUUCAUUUUAAAAGCAGGGAAGGCCUUAAAUUCUAGAAAGGCAGAGAUACGAGUUCAAUUCAAGGACGUUCCUGGUGAUAUUUUCAAGUGUCAAAAGCAAGGGAGAAAUGAGUUUGUUAUCCGCCUACAGCCUUCAGAAGCUAUUUACAUGAAGCUUACGGUCAAGCAACCCGGUUUGGAGAUGUCUACCGUUCAAAGCGAACUGGACUUGUCAUAUGGGCAGCGGUAUCAAGGGGUUACCAUUCCAGAGGCUUAUGAGCGGCUCAUUCUCGACACAAUUAGAGGCGAUCAGCAACAUUUUGUUCGUAGAGAUGAGUUGAAGGCAUCAUGGAAGAUCUUCACCCCAUUGUUGCACAGAAUUGAUAGAGGGGAGUUCAAGCCACUCCCUUAUAAGCCAGGAAGUAGAGGUCCGGCAGAAGCCGAUGAAUUGCUGCGAAAAGCCGGCUAUGUUCAAACACACGGUUAUAUAUGGAUCCCUCCUACAUUGUAGAUUUUUCAGUUGCUUACAAUAUAAAUAUAUAUAUAUACAAUAAAAACCUUGUAGAGUGAGCAAAUUGUAAUAAGCAUGAGGAUUUUUGAGUUGGUUUUAAUAAGCUUUGAGGAACUUUCCUUGAGAGCUGCACUCUCCUAUAUAUAAUGGGAUGGUGUGUGUAAGUUGUAAGACCAAGCAUAUGAAGGUUGUGUACUUAGUUUAUGGAUUUUCUAAUAAAUGUAUUUUCUUCAAAAUCGAGGUGGUUGGGUA
Arachis ipaensis is the source of this 1983-nucleotide messenger RNA. The record is from RefSeq and is a predicted model, not a curated record. Lineage: Eukaryota; Viridiplantae; Streptophyta; Magnoliopsida; Fabales; Fabaceae.